AUGGGGUUAUUGGUGGUGAAUGGAGUUUUUGCUUUCGUUGCCUUCGUAGAAUUUCUGUGGGUGUUAUACACGGUUAAAAGAAGGAGAGCUUGUUUCAAUGAUUUGCAAUUUUAUCAAAAUUUCUUAGGAGGGUCCAAUAAGCAACAACUUAAAUUAUCGAAUAUCAUCAGCAAAAUGAAAACAAACUUCUUGGAACACACAAAGAGACUUGCUGAUCUCAGAACACCAUUUCGUUCUAAUCCUGGGGAAGGCCGUCAGCCACACGACCUGGAAACAGAUAAGAUUUAUGUGAAUGUCACAAUCCAUAAGAACAGAGCAGCAAUGGAUUUCCCCCAUGAAAGAUCUGAACAAUUGAAAGUGUACCCACCAAAACGUGGUAAGGACACUCGUGAGCUAAAACAGAUAGCAGAUAUAAUCGAUGCUGAACACAAAAAUGUGCUUGUUGUUGGCCGACCUGGCAUUGGAAAGACAAUGAUGUGCACCAGGCUCCUGCGAUUGUGGGCUGAAAGCGAGUCCAGUGAUGAGGUAGCUUUGUCUAUUGCUUUUCGGAAUGUUUCCUCUACUUCUGACAUCAAUAUCAGGGACCUUUUGACUCUUUCUACUACAACACAAGGACUUGAUGAUAAUGAGAUAAGCUACAUUUUAAACUACAUUACUGCAAACCCUAGCAAGCUCAUUUUGUGUUUAGAUGGUGUUGAUGAAUUUUCAUCUAGAUCAAAUAUUUCUCAAAGUGAAGAUUUGGACUUAAGAAGCACAGAUGGGGAAAUGGCCCCACAUAUACUUUUUCGUAAGAUAUGGUCUAGAAAACUCCUAUGCGAAGCAACAGUUAUAACAACAACACGUCCAACUGCUGUUGAAUGUCUGAGGGAACUUCCUGAAGACUGUUUGAAUAGAACUGUUGAGAUUCUUGGAUUCUCAUUUGAACAAAUCAAAGACUAUGUCACCAAAUUUUCCGGGAGCCGACCAAAGAUAUGGGAACACAUACAACAGAAUGCAAAUCUACUUUCCCUCUGCUACAUUCCAGUAAACUGCUUUAUUAUUUGUCAUUGUCUUCUUCAUAGUUCUGAUUAUGUGCUGCCUGUAAAGAUUACAGAGAUUUACAGUAUUUUUGUGAAAAUAUUCUUCCACAAGCGAAAUCACAACAGAAAAGCUUAUGGAUGUUCAAAAUGUGACCUUAGAACUUACAUGUACAAACCCUUUGAAGACCUGAAACCUGAAAAUGAAAAGGUGUUCAAGAGGCUUGGAGAGCUAGCAUUUGAAGGAAUUAGAGAUGGGAAGUUGAUAUUCGAGUCUGUUAAGAUAGAUGAUGCAUUAUUAGAUUGUGGGCUGCUUCACAGUUUACCUGAAAUACCUUCAAAUUCACUGGUGGAGCCCCCUAAACAAUACUUUUGCUUUAUUCACCUGACAGUGCAGGAGUUUCUAGCAGCUAAACAUGUGACAGACACAUAUUCGGAAGAAGAUUUAAAGAGCUUUGUUGAGAACCAUAUCAAUGACGGUGCAUGGCGAAUAGUCACACGGUUUGUGGCAGGGCUUUCCAAUACCCAUGAAGUCACAUGCAGACUCCUUCCAGAAAGAGUGACUGAUCAAAAGGAGUGGCCAGUUGCACAAGACACAACACUUGCUGUGAAUGUGUGCCACUGCUUAUAUGAAUCAGCUAGUGAGAUGGAGGCUAAAGCAUUGGUGCAGGGUAAACUUGAAAGAAUGGACUUAAAUUUAGUUAACUUUCCCACAUGUCAACUUGGACCUGAUGACGUGUCUGCUGUUGUGAAUGUAUUGAAGCAUGCGCCUAACCUCAAUACACUAUUAAUGCCCAAAAAUUAUAUUCGUUUGUUUGGCUGUAAGAAAGUUGUAACAUUGUUGCAGAAUUUUGGCAACAAACUUACUAAAUUGGACCUCACAUUCAACAGCAUAGGAGAUGAAGGAGCAAAGUACAUAGGUGAGGCACUUGGACAUGAUAAUUGUAAACUUACUCAGUUGAACAUCAGCGAUAAUGAUAUAGGAGAUGAAGGAGCAAAGUACAUAGGUGAGGCACUUGCACAUGAGAAUUGUAAACUUACUAUGUUGAAUAUCAGCGAUAAUGAUAUAGGAGUUGAAGAAGCAAAGUACAUAGGUGAGGCACUUGGACAUGAGAAUUGUAAACUUACUAAGUUGGACAUCAGCGAUAAUGAUAUAGGAGAUGAAGGAGCAAAGUACAUAUGUGAGGCACUUAGACAUGAGAAUUGUAAACUUACUCAGUUGGACAUCAGCUUUAUUGGUAUGGGAGAUGAAGGAGCAAAGUACAUAUGUGAGGCACUUAGUCAUGAGAAUUGUAAACUUACUCAGUUGGACAUCUGCUUAAAUAAUAUAGGAGUUGGAGGAGCAAAGUACAUAGGUGAGGCACUUGCACACGAGAAUUGUAAACUUACUAAGUUGAACAUCACUGGUAAUAUAGGAAAUGAAGGAGCAAAGUACAUAGGUGAGGCACUUAGACAUAAGAAUUGUAAACUUACUCAGUUGGACAUCAGCUUUAUUGGUAUGGGAGAUGAAGGAGCAAAGUACAUAGGUGAGGCACUUGGACAUGAGAAUUGUAAACUUACUCAGUUGAACAUCGACAAUAAUAAUAUAGGAGAUGAAGGAGCAAAGUACAUAGGUGAGGCACUUAGUCAUGAGAAUUGUAAACUUACUCAGUUGGACAUCAGCUUUAUUGGUAUGGGAGAUGAAGGAGCAAAGUACAUAGGUGAGGCACUUGCACAUGAGAAUUGUAAACUUACUAAGUUGAACAUCACUGGUAAUAUAGGAAAUGAAGGAGCAAAGUACAUAGGUGAGGCACUUGCACAUGAGAAUUGUAAACUUACUAUGUUGAAUAUCAGCGAUAAUGAUAUAGGAGAUGAAGGAGCAUAGUAGAUAGGUGAGGCACUUAGUCAUGAGAAUUGUAAACUUACUAAGUUGGACAUCAGAUAUACUAAUAUAGGACUUGCACAUGAGAAUUGUAAACUUACUCAGUUGAACAUCAGAUUUACUAAUAUAGGAGAAGAAGGAGCACAGUACAUAGGUGAGGCACUUAGUCAUGAGAAUUGUAAACUUACUAAGUUGAAUAUCAGCUAUACUUAUAUAGGAGAUGAAGGAGCAAAGUACAUAGGUGAGGCACUUGCACAUGAGAAUUGUAAACUUACUAUGUUGAAUAUCAGCGAUAAUGAUAUAGGAGUUGAAGAAGCAAAGUACAUAGGUGAGGCACUUGGACAUGAGAAUUGUAAACUUACUAAGUUGGACAUCAGCGAUAAUGAUAUAGGAGAUGAAGGAGCAAAGUACAUAUGUGAGGCACUUAGACAUGAGAAUUGUAAACUUACUCAGUUGGACAUCAGCUUUAUUGGUAUGGGAGAUGAAGGAGCAAAGUACAUAUGUGAGGCACUUAGUCAUGAGAAUUGUAAACUUACUCAGUUGGACAUCUGCUUAAAUAAUAUAGGAGUUGGAGGAGCAAAGUACAUAGGUGAGGCACUUGCACACGAGAAUUGUAAACUUACUAAGUUGAACAUCACUGGUAAUAUAGGAAAUGAAGGAGCAAAGUACAUAGGUGAGGCACUUAGACAUAAGAAUUGUAAACUUACUCAGUUGGACAUCAGCUUUAUUGGUAUGGGAGAUGAAGGAGCAAAGUACAUAGGUGAGGCACUUGGACAUGAGAAUUGUAAACUUACUCAGUUGAACAUCGACAAUAAUAAUAUAGGAGAUGAAGGAGCAAAGUACAUAGGUGAGGCACUUAGUCAUGAGAAUUGUAAACUUACUCAGUUGGACAUCAGCUUUAUUGGUAUGGGAGAUGAAGGAGCAAAGUACAUAGGUGAGGCACUUGCACAUGAGAAUUGUAAACUUACUAAGUUGAACAUCACUGGUAAUAUAGGAAAUGAAGGAGCAAAGUACAUAGGUGAGGCACUUGCACAUGAGAAUUGUAAACUUACUAUGUUGAAUAUCAGCGAUAAUGAUAUAGGAGAUGAAGGAGCAUAUGCACAUGAGAAUUGUAAACUUACUCAGUUGAACAUCAGAUUUACUAAUAUAGGAGAAGAAGGAGCACAGUACAUAGGUGAGGCACUUAGUCAUGAGAAUUGUAAACUUACUAAGUUGAAUAUCAGCUAUACUUAUAUAGGAGUUGGAGGAGCAAAGUACAUAGGUGAGGCACUUGCACAUGAGAAUUGUAAACUUACUAUGUUGAAUAUCAGCGAUAAUGAUAUAGGAGUUGAAGAAGCAAAGUACAUAGGUGAGGCACUUGGACAUGAGAAUUGUAAACUUACUAAGUUGAAUAUCAGCAAUAAUAAUAUAGGAGAUGAAGGAGCAAAGUACAUAUGUGAGGCACUUAGUCAUGAGAAUUGUAAACUUACUCAGUUGGACAUCAGCUUUAAUAAUAUAGGAGAUGAAGGAACAAAGUACAUAGGUGAGGCACUUAGACAUGAGAAUUGUAAACUUACUCGGUUGAUAUUGUAAAGUGUAAAAAUAAGUAAUCGUGUGGCAUCUUAUUACCUAGCUCGAAUAUUUUACGUUUGAUCACCUGUAAUUGUCUUAUAUCCUAGAAUAAAGGUCACAAUAAACUCUCA
Nematostella vectensis (starlet sea anemone) is the source of this 4559-nucleotide messenger RNA. RefSeq names its product NLR family CARD domain-containing protein 3-like. Gene Ontology annotation, molecular function: protein binding. The record is from RefSeq and is a predicted model, not a curated record. The transcript has 3 exons. NCBI's taxonomy places the organism in Eukaryota, Metazoa, Cnidaria, Anthozoa, Actiniaria, Edwardsiidae.